AUGGCGGCGGCGGUCAAUCUUUUUAACAGGGCAGGCUGCGUUCAAUGGGUUCCAUAUACAAAUCAACCUAAUUAUGUAGAAAUAAUUGGAAGUCGCAAGCUCUUGUGCGCGACACAUUUUGGGUUUCGGAAAACACAGGUUCAUGAGCUGUUUCUUGGAGAAAUUGGCUGUACGAGGGUGGACGGUGCUCUACACGAAAUGAUGCACGUUGCCGGGGCCGUCCAUGAACAGUCAAGGGGCAGUGAUCGACAUAAAGCCAUAACUAUUAAUUGGGCUAACAUUCCCAGGGACAAGCAACACAACUUCUUCGGUUAUGUUACGUCCAAUGCUAGAGAAUAUAACAUCGGUUCUAUCCUCCAUUACGAGGUAUUAACUAAAAGCAAGAGAAAAGAGUUUACUCUUAAUGAUCCUGACUUGGAAUAUUUGCUAGAAGGGCACACCGAUCUCUCGUUUUACGAUAAAGCGGAGCUAAAUGAAUUUUAUAAAUGCGCUGAUGACUGUGUUAAUCCCCCAGUUUGUCAGAACGAAGGCUUUGUGAAACAGGUGCGUGGUGUGUGUAGCUGUGAGUGUGUUGAUGGAUUAAUAGGAUCAAACUGCAGACAAGUAAAUACCAGUGUUGGAUGCGGAGGGACAAUCCGAUUGCUUUCCAGCGAAUCAGUGUUGAUUGACAUGCUUGGAUACAAGACAGGCCUGACCUGUACAUGGUUAAUUAAGGUGAAUCGUCAGAAGGAAAAUAUUAUUUAUUUUAGAAUAAACGAUAGUGUUCUUUUGCAUGGCAAGAGAAUUUGUGGAAACUCGGGUGGUGCAACAUUCACCAAGCAAAACCUAGGUCCUACCAAUAUAAUGAUCGUCCGCUUUGAUAGCGACCGAUACAAGACCGUCUCUCCCGGGGAAGGGUUUACUUUGACAGUGACUGCAGCGCCAUCAGGAGCCAAUCGAUGCUUGCGGUUUAAUUAUGGUUUAGCAGAAAACAUUGGAGGUAAUAACCCAACAUCUUUGACAGUCAGGAUAUCUAGUGAUACAGGAACCUCGAUGAUUGCAUUUGCAACAAAUACUUUAAACAAAUGGAAAAAUGCUGAAAUUGACCUGUACGCAGUGAAUAACAUGACGAUCGAGUUUAUAGGUGUAUAUGGAAACCAGGGGCUUGUUGUAGACAAUAUCCGGAUAACACCUCUACUCUGUGAUAUCUGUACAGUUAAGAGUUGUCUGAAUGGAGUAUGUUUCCCAUUGUCCUCCUCAACAUACACCUGUGAUUGUGACGAGGGUUGGAGCGGGUCCAGAUGUGAUACAUAUGUAUGUGCUAAUGACGAAUGCAAUCAAGGCCGAUGUGAACCUCUAUCAGAAAUAAAAACACGGUGUAUUUGUGAUAAUGGCUGGCAUGGGCAAUUUUGUGAUAUAAAUCCCUGUGAAUAUAUGCCCUGUAAACACGGCGUGUGUGAAGUAAUGUCGCUAACAGAGGCCCAGUGUGUUUGCAACAGUAUAUUCUGGAUAGGAAAGUACUGCGAUAUAUGGAUGUUUACUCCACGACUUUAG
Magallana angulata is the source of this 1533-nucleotide messenger RNA. RefSeq names its product zinc metalloproteinase nas-29-like. Gene Ontology annotation, biological process: proteolysis. Bases 1 to 1533 code for a protein of 510 amino acids. The transcript is spliced from 14 exons. Gene Ontology annotation, molecular function: metalloendopeptidase activity. Lineage: Eukaryota; Metazoa; Mollusca; Bivalvia; Ostreida; Ostreidae. The record is from RefSeq and is a predicted model, not a curated record.